AAAGAGUACAAUUUAUUACAGAGUCCUUCCAGGUUCAAGUUCACCAAUUUUGUUUGCGAUUCUGUUGACGAGUCCGUGCUUUUGGUGCACACGUGUCGCCUAAAGGCAGUUCGCAGGGACAAAACAACACUGAACUUCAAUGGAACUCUCCUAAAAUCAAUCAACAAAUGUAGAGUUCAUGCUCAGAUUUUCAAGAGAGCCAAUGGCUUUAAGCCUUGGCUUUACAACAUCACCAUCGAGGCCUGUCGAUUCCUGCGAAAACCCUACGAGGCGCCAGUGAUAUUAGUUUUCAAUUUAUUUAAAUCAUUUUCAGUCUUCAAUAAGACUUGUCCCUACGAGGGUUCAGUAUAUGUAAUGGGAUUUUAUCUCAUGGCCGAGCAAAUUCCAGUGCCUCUUCCCUCUGGCGAAUAUUUAAUUUUAAUUAAGUGGUAUGUUAAGGACUUAAUGAUGAUUUCGACAGGCAUCUAUUUCUCAUUCGAAGAGAAUUUGACAUGAUGAUAAAAUAAAACAGAUUUGGAAUACAAGUUCAAGGGUAAUAAACACUGAUAGUUUAAUUAUCUUAUGAUUUUAAUGUAUUUGUAAUUGGUCUUUGUCAUUACU
Molecule: messenger RNA, 600 nt
Organism: Drosophila kikkawai
Lineage: Eukaryota; Metazoa; Arthropoda; Insecta; Diptera; Drosophilidae
Source: RefSeq, a predicted model, not a curated record